CACGUGCCACCUCCCCUCUUCAAAAUUUUUUGAAUCCUCUUUUCUUCUCUCUCCUCCACAAAAGUGAGAGUGAGACUGAAAUCUAAACAAUCAAUUGGAAUUUGGAGUAAAUGCUAAGAACUUUCAUGGUUUUAUUGAUCUUCUCUCUCUAGAAAAUUUAAGAAGAGAGGAAUUUCUUCAGUUGUUUUAUACUCUGUUGAAAAGAAGAUGAACAACAAUAGGCAAACGCAGAAAUCUGGGGUUUCAACUGCUCAUCAUCAGAGACAACAUUCUGAUAAUUUUUUGGAUAAUGGGUUUUGGGCUCAGUCUAAUGGGGCUCAACAGGACUAUGGGUAUUAUGGGCAAGGAACAAGGGGAAGUAGGAAUGGGCAGAGAGGUUAUGGUAACGGCAGUGGGGACUUUUAUGCGGAGCCAUCAACACCGCCGGUGAAUUCGUCCCGGAUUUCGAGGAAGAACAGUGAGGAUCAGAUUUCGCCAAACGAGUUCAGCCCUGGUCUUUUAGAUCUUCACUCUCAUGAUACUGAACUCCUGACUGAGAUGCCUGCUCCUGGUCAGUACAAUGGUUCUAUGUAUCAAUCCUUCCAGAGCCGAAGUUUUGACGACUUUGAAGUUCCCACAAGCAAGCAGAAUGGGACUAAUAGGGCUCGUGGUAUGCAAGAGAACAGUCUUUUGAAAAGUGUUGCUGUGGAAAAGGAUAGAAGUAAUUCUGUUGCAAAAAUCAAAGUUGUGGUUCGGAAGAGGCCUCUUAACAAAAAGGAGCUGACUAAAAAUGAGGAAGAUAUUAUUGAUACACUUGGCAACUCUUUGACGGUUCAUGAAACUAAAUUGAAGGUUGACCUGACAGAAUAUGUGGACAAGCAUAAUUUUGUCUUUGAUGCUGUGCUGGAUGAGGAAGUUUCAAAUGAUGAGGUCUACCAUGAAACUGUGGAGCCCAUUGUGCCUAUUAUUUUCCAACGCACGAAAGCCACGUGCUUUGCAUAUGGACAAACAGGAAGUGGAAAGACUUAUACAAUGAAGCCUUUGCCCCUUAGAGCUUCCAGAGAUAUUCUACGGCUAAUGCAUCACACUUACAGAGAUCAGGGUUUUCAUUUGUUUGUCAGCUUCUUUGAGAUAUAUGGUGGAAAGCUUUUCGAUCUCCUUAAUGAGCGAAAAAAACUCUUCAUUAGAGAAGAUGGAAAACAACAAGUGUGCAUAGUAGGAUUGCAAGAAUAUAAAGUGUCAGAUGUGGAGAUGAUCAAAGAGCUCAUAGAGAUAGGAAGUUCCACCAGAAGUACUGGGACUACUGGUGCUAACGAAGAGUCCUCCCGCUCACAUGCUAUACUUCAGCUUGCUAUCAAAAGAUCAGUUGAUAAAGCCGAUACGAAGCCUCCACGACUUGUUGGAAAACUUUCUUUCAUUGAUCUUGCCGGGAGUGAACGAGGUGCAGAUACCACAGACAAUGAUAAACAGACCAGGAUAGAAGGAGCUGAAAUCAAUAAAAGCUUGCUUGCCUUGAAGGAAUGCAUCAGAGCUCUUGACAACGACCAAAAUCAUAUACCUUUCAGAGGGAGUAAAUUGACUGAGGUGUUGAGGGACUCUUUUGUUGGAAAUUCAAGGACUGUAAUGAUUUCUUGCAUUUCCCCAAGUUCCGGCUCAUGUGAACACACUCUUAACACACUGAGAUAUGCUGACAGGGUGAAGGGCCUUUCUAAAGGAAACAAUGCAAAGAAGGACAAUUCACUUCCCACUGCAAAUUUAAGGGAAUCGACAAAUUUUCCAUUAUCUUCUGGUUUACAAGCUGUGCUCAAGGAUGACAGCAAUGAUGCUUGGCCCCAACCCGUUGAGAGAGGUGAGUAUGAUAUUCCUGAAGAAACGUAUGAUCAUCCAAAAGUUCCCAUGAAGAAAAAUGGAAAGCUUGACUCGAGCACCUAUGCUUCUGAGGAUAAAAUAAGAACUGUCAAGGGUCAGGCAAAAUGGAAAGACAUGCCCAAAGUCGAGACAAAGAAUCUUGAUUCAGAUGAUGAUGACUUGAGUGACCUCUUGCAGGAAGAAGAGGAUCUUGUCAAUGCUCACCGAAGACAAGUUGAGGAGACUAUGGAUAUUGUAAGAGAGGAGAUGAAUUUGUUGGUUGAAGCAGACCAACCAGGGAAUCAGCUUGAUGAUUACAUUACUAGACUCAAUGGCAUUUUAUCUCAGAAGGCUGCUGGCAUUAUGCAGCUGCAGACACGCUUAGCUAAUUUCCAAAAACGAUUGAAGGAGAAUGAUAUUUUAAUGUCAUCAACAGCUUAUUGAUCUCAUUGUGUCUAUUGAAGAAGCUGGAAUUCAUAGAGCAGCUUUCUGCAUAGUGCAACUCCAUCAAUUGUUUAUCGACAAGCUUCUGUUGCAGGAUUGUUGUGCCUUGUUGAUAUGCCUGCUGCCUGCAGGAAUUUUUUUUUAACCCUCCUGCUCAUAUGUUGCAGCUGCUACCAAGUUGGAAAUGAUUUUCGCUUUUGGAGAAAGCCUUGCUCAUUCUCUUCGUGUUAUUGUUGCGUAUUAUGGCCAGGAGAGGAUAUGUUACAUAUAAACAUACUAUGAGAAAGAGGUGUUUCAUCAUAGUUAAGCAUGCAUUUGUAAAGAUUUCUAGUAAAAUAACCUCCCUUGACCACUGUAUAUUAUUUGUCAGCCGAACUUUUUUGCAUGAUAUCUAAGAUAGCUGAUGAUGGUAUAGCAAGAUGGUAUAGCAAGAUAACUUUUAGCCUUGGCCAUUGGUGAUAUGGUUCGAUGUGCAUCAUUUCGUACAUCACUUUAUAAUAUGAAGUGCUUGUUCUCUGUGUUUAACUGAAA
Molecule: messenger RNA, 2802 nt
Organism: Chenopodium quinoa (quinoa)
Lineage: Eukaryota; Viridiplantae; Streptophyta; Magnoliopsida; Caryophyllales; Amaranthaceae
Product: kinesin-like protein KIN-13B
Exons: 12
Coding region: 208-2271 (687 amino acids)
Biological process (GO): microtubule-based movement
Molecular function (GO): ATP binding; microtubule binding; microtubule motor activity
Source: RefSeq, a predicted model, not a curated record